Cladocopium goreaui is the source of this 699-nucleotide messenger RNA. The record is from the annotation of a GenBank genome assembly. NCBI's taxonomy places the organism in Eukaryota, Dinophyceae, Suessiales, Symbiodiniaceae.
AUGGCUCUUGAUGAUCAGAAGCAAAGCAAGAAUCUGAUCAAGGAGCUCCAAAAGCCUUGCGCAGUAUGCCGCCGCUGUGAGCAAGCCCUCCAGCUGGAUGCGUUCGCGCAUGAGCAAUGGGAACAAGUCAGGGUCAAUAUGCCAGCUUUAUGCGUCGCGUGCAAGAAAGGCCAAGAGAUGAAACACAAGCGCAAGCUCAAUGCUAACAGCCAAGUGAUCUACAUGUGCACCGGCUGUAACCAAAACCACUUGGCAGCUGCCUUUCCACGAGCACAGCUGCUGCAAGCACAUGCCGAAACGCAACGGCAAUGUUUAAAGUGUUUGCAAGUACAGAGGACUGAGAUGCGAUGUUGCCGGUGCUCAACAGCAAAGCACUCCGAGAGUUUCCGCCCCAAAUGGUCACCAUGCCUCUGGAUGGCAUCGUGUGCUUGCAGUGCCAAGAUGAAUUGCAGCCGCCAACGCGCAAGCUUGUGGGGGAUGGCUACUUCGCUUGUCAAAAUUUGCGCCAACAUUUACCCCGAUGUAGUCGGCAAGGGCCAGGGCCAGGGCCGCAGUUGCAUGAACUGUCCAACCCGGGAACGCAGAAAAGUCGGGGAGCAGACCUGCCGCAAAGCUGCCUGCAAGAGAAAGUGGAUCGAGGAGGAGCAUCCUGAGGAUGGCAAGAGGCCACCGCGAUAUUGCCCGGCUUGCCGCCAAUAA